Messenger RNA from Ochlerotatus camptorhynchus, 716 nucleotides. It is a transcript of the gene mRpL30, whose product is annotated as mitochondrial ribosomal protein L30. Gene Ontology annotation, biological process: translation. The record is from RefSeq and is a predicted model, not a curated record. The transcript is spliced from 3 exons. Bases 90 to 650 code for a protein of 186 amino acids. NCBI's taxonomy places the organism in Eukaryota, Metazoa, Arthropoda, Insecta, Diptera, Culicidae. Gene Ontology annotation, molecular function: structural constituent of ribosome. Gene Ontology annotation, cellular component: mitochondrion; large ribosomal subunit.
UGCUUUACGAAAAGCAGCACAUUUUUUACUUAAAACUUUAUCCGGCAUUGCGUAUAUUUUAAACCUUUCCUUUCUACAAGACCUCAAGGAUGCUCAAAAGUGUUUUAACGGCUUGUGUUAAUCAGUACAAAUCAUCGUUGUGGGUGCGAAACUAUGGCAAGCAUAACAAAAAGUUUCUCUACAAGGAUGGAGUAAAGAUGCACAACAUAAUCUACUAUCCGAGGGAAAGCAAUGCACAUUCGCUUCCGGAAACAAACGAGUCAUCGAAGCUUUUCCGAGUUCGCCGGAUCAAACCUAUCAAAGGAUGUCCUCACUGGGAGAAGCGAAUCCUAAGGGAUCUUGGACUUUAUGAGUCUAACGCUGUAGCAGUCGUUAAAAAUAUCCCCGAGAACAACGCCCGACUAUGGAAGAUAAAGCACUUAGUUGAGGUUCUCCCGAUCCGGUUUCCUCAUGGGGAACCAACGGAGGCAGACGUCAACUACACCUUCCUGAAAGAAAAUGGCGAUUGUGUUGUGGUAAAAGAAAUACCGGCGCGUACGGCCCGUGACGAUCGUUUGGAAGCUGCUGUACAGUUCACCCAGCUUGAAGAAAGGAUGGACGGAGAAACGUUGCGAAAGGAUUCACGCCUCAAGUGGCUUAAUCCGUGGUAGCUGUUAUGUAUGUUCUUGAUAUAAUGUUUCUUAGAAUGUUCUAAUAAAAUGCAAUGGUAAAUAUAA